This is a messenger RNA of Bactrocera dorsalis (oriental fruit fly), 4718 nucleotides long. It is a transcript of the gene Nup160, whose product is annotated as nuclear pore complex protein Nup160 homolog. The transcript has 15 exons. Lineage: Eukaryota; Metazoa; Arthropoda; Insecta; Diptera; Tephritidae. Gene Ontology annotation, molecular function: structural constituent of nuclear pore. Gene Ontology annotation, cellular component: nuclear pore. Bases 341 to 4699 code for a protein of 1452 amino acids. The record is from RefSeq and is a predicted model, not a curated record.
AUAUCAAGCGAAUUCGAAUUACAAUCAAGUAUACAAGGAAAUUUUAAAGAUUCAUGGCAGUUUUCAUUCUCAAAUUACUGUUUCACAUAUUAGUGCUUUUUAUUUCUGCGGUUAAAUUAAUAAUUUAAAAUCGUUAUAAAUCAGCUGUUGUAAGUUGCUUUCUUGCGGAGAACGUAAAUUACGUUCUCUGUUACUUGUUAACGAACUGCAUUAUCGAUGCUAUAUUGUGUGAGGUUAUAUUGGUAUUAGGAAUACAAAUCAUACCGCGGUUCAUUCCAUAAGUAAUUGAAGUAAAUAAAUUUGUGUUUAUUUGUUAAAAUUUUCAACUACUGAUAAAAGAAUGGAUGGUCCAAGUUUAUUUUAUCGAGAAGUUUUACCAGACACUUCGUGUCAAGAAGAUUGGACCGAGAUUCAAUUGAAUACUGGCGCGACACAGAGCACUCUACAAGAUAUAAAAGUUGUGGAAAAGGCAGGCGGAUAUUGCUACCGAAAUGUGCAACUAAAUCACAAUCGGAAUCGUUUCAUUUAUUGGCACACAUACCAAGAUGUUCUUGAACUAUCGGAGGUUUGUUUGGAUUUCACUUUGUAUAAAAACAAUGUUAGGUACAAAUUUUCCGACACUCCUGUUUUAAAUGUUGCAAUAAGCGAGCAAGAUCGGUUUGUCACUAUAUUAGUGACAACAGUUUGUAGUUUACAUCAUAUAAAAUUCCCACAUCCAGAUACUUUGGCGGAUGGUGGAGCCAGCAGUGUCAGUUUAAAAAGCGCAUCGAACAAUUUUCAAUCGACCACUGGUGGAGUUUCAAUAGAUUUCAAAGAUUCGCAAACAUUUUCAAUAUUUCACGAAGCUAACAACUCUUCUGUGCGUGAUCCGAGCAGCUUCUAUGUUAUUGAUACACAAAAUGCCGCAUCAAGUGCAGUACCUCACGCUGCGACCAGUUUUUUAUCGCCCAGUGGAGAAGAGGCAUACUUUGCUUUAGCGUGUCAAUCUGAGCUUAUGUUGUACAUAAUGAAUUGCGAAAAUGGUUCUACGACAUCUCAGGCCUUGAAGGAAAAUAACAUAAUGCCUCGUCUGUUCUCAAAUUUGAAAAACGCCCUCACAGGUAAAAGUGACGUUUCGGACGCUAACCAUGCCAAUUCAGUCGUGUUCAAUUAUUUCAAUGGACAAAUAUAUUUAUUGGCUUUGUACCGUGACGAUCAGUUGCGGGUGUGGUCAACGAAUAAUUUUCAAUGUAUCAGUUCCAUUGAUUGUAUACGCGAAAACAAUAAACAACGAACACAAGGGCCUCAAAGCAAUGUUCUACGUAAAAUAAACGACACCUCAGUGUGUGCGUUUUUAUCUCAUGCUAACCGAUCGGAAUUUGUAUGCAUAGAUAUUCACGAAGAUGCUGGGUCGUCAUCGGGAUUGAGCUUAAGCUAUCGUAAAAAUAUCCCUGCACCCCUACUAGAUUUAGCCGAUUUUGCGAUAGCAGAGAGCAGAAUUUGGGCACUAUGGACGAAUGCAGAAGGUGAAUUUAGUAUCUCAAAUUACCCGCUAAUGCGUGGCCUCGGCAUGAGUUGGUCGUCUGUAGCGAUGGAACCACCACCAGACCGAUAUCUCAUAGGAAAUGAUCAUAGCAUGGACCCGCGUGAAGCAUAUUGCAAUUAUAUAUUUCAACUAGGCACUUUCGAAAGAGAAGUCAUUGCUAAAGCAUUAUUUAUGUUUCGACGUACGAAUCUGCGUUUCGAGUCAAAACAUUGCACACUGCCAGUACUGAAAGAUCAAGUUUGUCAAGCUGUCGAAGAUGAAAUACAAAAUGAAGUCAAAGAGUUCGACGUCACUGAUGAGGAUUACUUGGAAAUAGCGACGCGUCAAUGGGAACGUUUCUAUUCAUGUUGCGAACAAUACCACUUGAAAUCCUGUCAACCCUGCGGUCUCUUUGUGCUCGAAUCCAUCGAUGGAGUAUGUUUGGUGAAAAAGAACAACUUUUCACUAUUGCGUCCUUGCGAUACAUUAGAACAUCUUAUGCUUGCGGCUGAAGAUCUCGACACAAGCACAAUUGUAUCAACCUACUUUGCAGACAAUGAAAGAGUAGGUGAAGACCUAGUUACUUUGGUGUCCAUUGUAGCUCAGCUGGAGCGCUGGCUGCCAGAUGAAGUCAAAUUGGACGUGGAUAAACGUCUUUACCGCUUAGAAAUGCCAAAUGUAUUCAUUGCAAAAUUGAGCGAUGAAAUUUUAGCAGGAGACCCUGAUAGUGAAAUACUGCCAGGCAGUUUCCUAGUAUGGAUUAGACAAAAAUUGCAGUCCAUUAAUGACAUGCGAAUGGCAAUGAUGCUGCUACUUGAUAGUCUACGAAUGGAUAAUGGCAAUCCGGCCGGAAUGCAAACCAACAUCGGUUUAACGCAAUCGUCGCAAUUUGUUAACUCAGUGGGAGUGCUUUUUGGCAGCCAUUUGGGUUUGUCAGUGUUAUCGGAAACAGUACGCCAAAUAACUGCAGUAAAAUUUUCAAUUUGUCGCAACCUACUUAUACUGCAACAAAUACUAAUCGACACUUAUUCGCUUAGCGUUGAUUUGUUGGAAACCGUAAGGUCCCAUUUUAUACCCGACAUAACAAUUUUCUUACAAUCGUACUUCGUAAUGGGUUGGAUAUCACAGACGCCUGUGAAUAUCAGCGCAGCUGCUUCAUUAGAAAGCUCCAUUCAACGCUUGAAUCUGCUGCAACUGGCAAAUGGCUCCGGUCGGAUAUAUACAAAUGGUGGUAAAUACCAUGUAUCUCCUUUGCUACGUGUCUUCCUCAAUGCUAAGGGAUUGUAUACAGCUGGAGCACUGUACGCAGAAAAUUUCAAGGACAGCGAGAACGUUCCUACUUGGUCCAAUACAUUGCUGCCGCUAACUACAAUUGUGAGCCAGUUAAUUUGGCCGGUUUCGUUUAAUUUUGUAUUUGGUGAAUGGUUGUUUGGGACUUGUCAGCACAUUGCCAUACAGGAUUAUGUACGAUUGCUCAGCAAUUGGUGUGAAUGGAAUAUUUGCUCACGACAAUUUAUACUAGCCGUGUCUUUGUUGGAUUGUGGAGAAACAUAUAAGGCCUACGACCUUUUCCUGCAAUCCGCUAAAGGUGUCCUGCGAGAGCAGUUCUUGAUUGACAAAAUCCUUAAGGGCACCGCUCUAGCUAAACAUUGCGAGAAUCUCACUGCGAUGAGUGAAGAUGGUGGUGGUGGUGAUAAUUUAGAUAAUAACAUAAAUAACCAGGUCAUCACGCAGUACUAUUUGAAAGUGAUACAACUGCUUGAGCAGCAUAACGCAUUGGAUCACAUUAUUUCUAUGGCGCAAGUAGCAAUUGGAUUGCUGGACAAAUCCGAUCCUCAGUUGCCGAUGUUUCAGUCGAUUGUGUUCAAUAAUCACUUACGUUUGGAACACUAUGAGGAGGCUUACCAUUCGCUUAUCUACAAUGCGGAGCUAUCGCGACGCAAGGAUUGUUUACGACAGCUGGUCGUGACGUUAUUUAAUCGCAAGAGACUUGAUCUUUUAAUGCACUUCCCAUAUGUUGGAUUGCAUGAAGAGUUUGAAAAUAUUGUCGAAUCACGUGCACGCUCACUAGUAAUUGAUCAAAAUGAGGUCUAUGACUUUCUGUAUGCCUUUCAUGUGAACAAUGGAAAUAUGAGAAAAGCUUCUGCCAUCAUGUAUGAACAGGCAAUGCGUUUUCAGUUGGAAAGCGAUACGGUAGAAUCCAUGGAGAAACGCUGUUCAGCACUUUUAGUUUGCAUCAAUUCGUUGCAUCUUAUUGAUCGUCGGUAUCGUUGGAUUGCGAAACCUGUAAUUGGCGUGGAUGACAUACCUCCACCGAGUGCAGUUAACGAUGCCGAGCCAAUGGACAAUAAAUCAGAUGAAGAGUGCGGUCGUGAGCAAGUGGUGGUAUUAGAAAUAAAGGAUAUAAAACGAGAAUUACUUCAGACAGAAGCAUUAGUGCGGCUUGCUGAUCACCGCAAAGACGUACAGACCUUCAUCAAUGCAGGACCACAAGAGUUGGCGAUUAUCUUAUCUGGCUGUGGUCUAUAUACCGAUGCAUUGAAACUGGUAAACGGUUUUGAGAUAUCACCACUUCCCAUAUUCGACAGUUUAACUUCUGCGUGCGUUCGCAUUGACGAUGAAGGUGCCAAUGAAACAUGGGCGUGGUUACAAGAAAAUGACUUGGCUGACUUGCCUCACCGCAACAAGCCCGCCGACAUGGCCUGGUCACUACUACAAAAAUUAGUUUACGACAAUGAAUUGGAAAAUUCGACACGUAUACGCAAAUCUGUGGUUAAUAAGCUUUUAAGCUUGAACGCUUUCGUACCACAAUGGCUGUACAAUGACUACAAACUGGCAAAUUGCAGAGAACUAUUGUAUUUAUUUGUAAAACACAAUCGCUUGCUUGAAGCUGCGGAACUAGCACAGGAAAUGAUUAACGCAAUGUUAGGAGCCGGCAGUGAGUACUUCAGUUUUAAGCAUGCUAUCGCAGUUACAAAUCCAGAAAUGUGUUUGCCUGUCAACACCCUUGAUCUUUUAUUGCAUGGAUUGAGACUAAACGCUGAUUCAGAUAUAGAGUAUAAACAGGUUCUCACUGAAUUGGAAGACGUUGUGCAGAACUACAUUGAUACAGCACAACGUACAGCAGAGGACAAAAUUCAAAUGGCAUUUCAGGAAGAAUAUUCAAAACAUGUGCGUCAGCAAGCUGCGGCUUAAAUUCUCUAUUUAUAAUCAG